AUGGAGUCUACGAAUCGCCUAAGUGCCAUCCAGACACUUCUGGUGAUCCAACGUUGGAUAGGACUUCUGAAAUGGGAAAACGAGGGAGAAGAUGGAGUUUUAAACUGGCUAAAACGUAUAUAUCCUUUUGUGCUGCACCUUCCACUGACCUUCACGUAUAUUGCGCUCAUGUGGUAUGAAGCUAUUGCCUCUUCGGAUUUUGAGGAAGCUGGUCAAGUGCUGUACAUGUCCAUAACCGAACUGGCAUUGGUCACUAAACUCCUGAAUAUUUGGUACCGACGCCAUGAGGCUGCUAAUCUAAUCCACGAAUUGCAACACGAUCCCGCAUUCAAUCUGCGCACUGCCGAGGAAAUCCAAUUCUGGCAGCAAAAUCAAAGGGAUUUUAAGAGAAUAUUUUACUGGUACAUUGGGGGCAGCCUCUUCGUGGCUGUGAUGGGCUAUAUAAGCGUGUUUUUCCAGGAGGAUUACGAGCUGCCCUUCGGUUACUACGUGCCAUUCGAGUGGCGCACCAGGGAGCGAUAUUUCUACGCCUGGGGCUAUAAUGUGGUGGCCAUGACCCUGUGCUGUCUAUCGAACAUCCUGCUGGACACUUUGGGCUGCUAUUUCAUGUUCCACAUCGCCUCGCUCUUCAGGCUGCUGGGCAGGCGACUGGAGGCCCUGAAAUGUGCAACCGAGGAGAAAGCCAAGCCAGAGUUGCGCCGCAUCUUCCAACUGCACUCUAAAGUGCGGCGAUUGACGAGGGAAUGCGAAGUGCUAGUUUCGCCAUAUGUUCUAUCGCAAGUGGUCUUCAGUGCCUUCAUCAUCUGCUUCAGUGCCUAUCGACUGGUGCACAUGGGAUUCAGGCAGCGACCCGGACUCUUCGUGACCACCGUGCAAUUCGUGGCCGUCAUGAUUGUCCAGAUUUUCCUGCCCUGCUACUACGGCAAUGAGUUGACCUUUCACGCCAAUGCACUGACCAAUAGUGUCUUCGCCACCAACUGGCUGGAGUACUCCGUGGGCACGCGGAAGCUGCUCAACUGCUACAUGGAGUUCCUCAAGCGACCGGUGAAGGUGCGAGCUGGGGUGUUCUUCGAAAUAGGACUGCCCAUCUUUGUGAAGGUAAGAUUUCCGCCCAUGCCUAAGUAUAAAAUAACUUAAAAGUUUCUGGGAAAUAUGAACGUUUUCAUCUUAAUAAUGUAAAUAUAUUUCUGCUCUGUAACCCACAACUUUUGGCAGACCAUCAACAAUGCCUACAGUUUCUUCGCCCUGCUGCUGAAGAUAUCCAAGUAGAGUGAAACGGGAGCAGGGAUCCCCCGACUGCUGCGGCGCCACAAUGGAAACGCACCCACGGGUCGGAUACGUAACACUGUAACUCAUACGCCCCGUUGCUGUUGUUGCUGUGAACAUGAAGAAUAAACGCCGGCAGCCAACAAGGCAUUUCGCCAGCUAUUAAACUAAGUGUCGCAGCCAAAAAAAUAAAAAAAGGGAACAAGAAAUCGGGCUAGCCUGCGACUAGACGUCGGGGGAUAUGGGCAUGAGAUAUGCCAUGCUAACAGGAUCCAAAUCCCGCUCCAUCUUCCCCUUUUGAAAACCCAGCGGAAGCACGCGCCGCUGCCUAGUGCAGCGCCAACUUCCACGACGACAUUGUUGGCGCACAAAAGAAA
Drosophila yakuba is the source of this 1643-nucleotide messenger RNA. It is a transcript of the gene Or94b, whose product is annotated as odorant receptor 94b. Gene Ontology annotation, cellular component: plasma membrane. Gene Ontology annotation, molecular function: olfactory receptor activity; odorant binding. Gene Ontology annotation, biological process: detection of chemical stimulus involved in sensory perception of smell; sensory perception of smell. The record is from RefSeq and is a predicted model, not a curated record. Lineage: Eukaryota; Metazoa; Arthropoda; Insecta; Diptera; Drosophilidae. The transcript has a single exon. The coding region runs from base 1 to 1137 and encodes 378 amino acids.